This is a messenger RNA of Vigna umbellata (rice bean), 2604 nucleotides long. The record is from RefSeq and is a predicted model, not a curated record. NCBI's taxonomy places the organism in Eukaryota, Viridiplantae, Streptophyta, Magnoliopsida, Fabales, Fabaceae.
CUGGAAUUUGGUUUGGGCUCUUCUAUCCACCUUGAAUUAGGGUCGGAUCGUGCCGACCCGGCAUCUUUCCCGCACUGAUAAAUCCAUUUCCCUUCUCUUCUCUGUAAUGUUCAUCUUCAUCGUUCAAAUUUACUAAAAAUACUUUCUACUAAUCUGGAUAUGGCAGAAGAUAUGAAAAUUGAUCAAAUUGUGGAAGUUCCUGAUACCCCAGAUAGAAUAAUUGUGAGGGGUGAUGAUCAGAAACGUUUAUGUAAUCCUGAGAAGAGGAGCAGAGCUUUUAAUGCUGCAGUUGAAAUGAAGAAUAAUUUGUGUACUACAUUGUCCCCGUCAGAAAAAUCUUAUACUUCUCAAAAUGCUCCCAUCUUUAGGAGAGGCCAAACAAUGCAUUCUAGUGGAGCUGAAAAGAUGGAGAAAGGGAAAAGUAUAUACUCCAAGUUUUCUUCUAAAUCAUCUCACCGUGAUAUUUCUGUUUUAGAUUUGACUGAAGAUAAUGGACCGAGCCAACAACUGAAACCAGCUUUCUCACUUGGUGCAUCAAGAGAUCAUGCAACUGAAGACAAGAAAGCACCCAAAGCAACUAUUGGGAACUCUUUGUUGCCAGCCAUUUCAGAUUCUUCUGUUACAUCUAGAAAUCCCUUCACUGGAAAGUGUAAACUUCCAGGUUCUAAUACAUCUGUGGAUCGUGGCAAGGGUAUUUCUCUGUCUCAGGAUUCUCAAUCCCAAAAUGAUAAGCAAGUGUCUUUGCCUCCAUUUGUUUCCAGCUCUCCACGAGGUAGAGGGAACAAGAGAUUGGUUCGAAAUGGGUGUAUUUUACCUGAUAAUAUUGCAACAAGGGCUAAACAAUUAGCUGAACAGAGACACCUUCAAAAUGAAGAUGUUGAACAGAGCCAUGCUGAUCGUGCGCUUUCUAGCAAUGCAGUGUCACCAAAUAGUGUUCAUGACAUAGUUGCUAGAGAGAGGCGCAAUGGUAAAGUUAAAGGAAAGGAAGUUCUUAUUUCUCCUCCAUUCAGUGGACGCAGUGCUGGAACUUUUUGCGCUGCCAACAGCCCUGUCAUCAAUCAUGAAGAGGUCACUGGUACCAAUAAUGAUACAAGAAACUCACUUCAAUACCCUGGAGGACAAGGUGGUUGGAGAACUACUCGUAAUUACCGGAAUGCUAAUCAGCACACGUAUGAUGAGCAUCGCAUGACGAGAAAUAAUGGUGUUGGAAGAUUUAUUAAUAGGCGGAAUACACACAUAGUGGAUGGAAGAAACAUUGGGAGUGGUCAAAGCAGCACACAUGUACAACAUAGUUCUCAAUCAGAUCAUAUUGCUCAACCAAGUUCUGUGAUCAUGCCAGAUGUGGACCAGUCAGCUGUUAACCGUCCUACUGCUGACAUUCUGACUAAAAGGCAAAGGAGACGUGAAUCACCUGGGGAGUCAUCAAGUUCAUAUCCGGAAGUGGUAGAGUUGUUAUCCACACCAAGGAACUCAGCAAGCUCAUCCCGGAGCCGUGGCUUGGAUCCUGAAGUGGUUGAGUUGGUAUCCACACCAAGGCACAAAUCAUCUGAAGAUUUAGAUGAUAACGACAACAAUAGCUUGGAAGCUCGAGCAAGACAAGUGGAAGCAGAUGAGAUUUUGGCACGUGAACUCCAAGAACAAUUGUAUCAUGAUGAUUUCAUAGAAAACAGAGGGAUUGAUGAACAUUUAGCGUGGGAGUUGCAGCAUGCAGAGGAUCUUCUGCCUACAUCCAUUAAUAGUCACAGCAUAAAUCAUCAUGCACGGCUUCCUAGGGCAAACAGACAGCCUCGUAUAUUGCCUAAUCAGAAUUCAAGAAGGAGAGCUGUGCCUGUAGUUUCUUUCUCUAAUAGAGUGUCACAGUUGAGGAGUCGUGCCACAAGUAGGGCUCGGACACCUAACAUGUCAUCUAGAGGAAGGGCCCCCCGGUUUCCUCUGGAUAUGGACUUAGACAUGAGACUUGAUAUAUUGGAAGCUUUAGAAAAUUCAAUGGGGGAUUUCAAUGAUAUGGGAAUGGCUGAUGGCAUCUUUAAUGGGCGACGUGAUUUCAAUGAAAGUGAUUAUGAAAUGUUAUUGGCCCUUGACGAGAGAAAUCACCAACAUACUGGUGCGUCUACUAAUCUGAUAAAUAGCCUUCCACAGUCCACCAUCCAGAAUGACAACAUGACAGAGCCAUGUGCUAUAUGUCUUGAGACCCCAGCCAAGGGAGAAACUAUUCGCCACCUUCCCUGUUUGCACAAAUUUCACAAAGAUUGUAUCGAUCCUUGGCUCCAGAGAAAAACAACAUGCCCUGUAUGCAAGUCAUCAAUCACCUAAUCUAUUUUAGGACCACCUCAUUUUUUCUUUCAGGGAAAAGGUAAAACCUGAUAUUGUAAUAUCACAGUGCCUUUAUUUAUCUUUUGAUACAGUAGAUAUUCAAAAGCGAAUAGAGUUACAGAAAGAUCUGCAGGCAGUUCUGAUAUACUGUUACUGUCUUUUGAAUUGUGAUUUGUUGUGGGGCGAUGAAUGCAUGUUGUUAUGAAUGAUGUAGUUUAACUUGUACUGCUGCUGCUAAAUAGUGCAGAGUUGGCACGAGCCCAAUUUUCACAUUUUCUUCCCCUUAAAGAU